UUCACUGAUGAUUCAGCGCAAAGUAUUGUUCAAAACAAUUCGAAUGGAACAAAAAGCUGAUUGCCAACUAUUUUUCGGACAUACCAACCGUGUUGAAAAUGAAAUUUUUGAUUCUAUGCGCACUGGCUAGUUAUGCUCUCGCUGAAACCACCAGAGUCAGAGCAACGAUUCAUUGCGGAUUUCAAAAGAGGGUCGGUGUUCCCAUUGUGUCGUUGAUGGAAGAGGAUUUUUCCAGUGUACCUAUCCUCAACUUGUUCGACUCCGAUGACGUCCUUGAUGAAACCACCGUUGAAUACGGGGAACACUUUACAUUAGACGGCGGUGAAAUAGAAAUCUUCAGCACCGAGCCGUAUCUCCAAAUCGUUCACAAAUGCUUUGGAACAGAAAGAACUGAUAUUAUUGAUUUGUCCGAAUUCGAAGCUGAUUCCAACGACAUACUUCAUGUUGGCCACAUUGUGUUAACCCACGAGGGUCAUAAAAUCACUCAAGCUGUCUAAAUUUUUUACAAGUUGUUUUUUGUGUUCUUUUCUAAUUUGCCCUAAAUAUUCAACCCGACAUGCAGAAGGAAAUACAAUUGCGCUGUAUAUUGCACAAUGAAUUGUCUUAUCAAAAGUUCUUAUCGUAAAACAGUAAAUUCCAUUGUCUAA
Molecule: messenger RNA, 647 nt
Organism: Caenorhabditis elegans
Lineage: Eukaryota; Metazoa; Nematoda; Chromadorea; Rhabditida; Rhabditidae
Gene: ttr-34
Product: TransThyretin-Related family domain
Exons: 3
Coding region: 99-497 (132 amino acids)
Cellular component (GO): cell surface; extracellular region
Source: RefSeq, marked reviewed